UAUAAAUAGCUCCUCAAACACUAAAUUUUUCCAGUUUGGAUUUGAUUUUUUCAAGUGUAACGUUCUAAUAUAGUCUAGCAAAAUGUAGUUUCAAAUUCAAAAUUGCCACAAUGAUAAAGGAAAAGCUGAAAGGCAAGUUUUGGGACACUCUCCACUUUUUGUGCUACGACCCAAAACGAUUAGUUCGCGUGAUAGUGCUCAGUAUCUGCAGUGUGGUGGUAAUCUUCCAGCUCACAGAAUGCUUCCACAAGCUUAUUCAUCCACCUAUCAGCACCCAUUCGCGGUUCGAGCUGAACGAUUCGAUGCAGUACCCGGCGAUCACGUUCUGUCGCAAUCCGCCGUACAAAUUUGACGUGAUGCAACGGUACAACCUGACCCAGCACCCAAAGUAUGCCAGUGCGUUCAACAAGUUCGACUUUAACGAAAGCACGCUGGAGGAGCUGUUCCGGGAGGCGACCUACAGCAAGAGUGACUUUUUCAUCCAGUACGGACUGAAUGGAUUGGCGGAGAAUAUCGAAAUAACCAGUGGAAUGCACUUGGAUAUGGGGCAGUGCUUUACUAUGAAUCCGCUGGUAACGACGGAGCACUCGUGGAAGGCGGCUGGAUAUUCGAUUCUGUUGAUGCACGACACUAGGAAUGACGAGUACUUUCUUGGGGACGAUGUGCCAGGUUGGCAUGUGUUUAUACACGAUCAGUCGGAAGGGUUUGCAGAAAACCGCAUGCAAUCUUCCGGUCGCAUCGAGUACCUCUUCGUGGAGGUGGACGAAGAAGUUGAGGUGAAGCUGAGCACCCAGCACUUUUACAUGCUUCCGAGUGCGGACAACCUUUGUACCACCGAAACGGACAUGAGUUCCACCCGGUGCAGCGAGCUGUGCCACUGGCACCGGGUGGUCGACAUUGUCGGAUGUACCGGUCCGUGGAUGCCGGACAUCGACGUGGACCAGUGCGACACGGCCAACGAAACGCAGCAGCUGAUCAAGCACUACAAGCUGCAGGCGGACCAGGACAGCGUCAUCUGCGGGUGCUUCCAGCCGUGCUCGACCACGAUCUACACGGCGUUCGUCAUGAAUCGGAAGAAAUUUAACAUUACCAUUCCUGCGGGUCAGAUUUGGUUGUACUACACGUCGAAAAUGGUCACGAUCGUGGAGGAGUUCCACGGGUACGAUCUGACCCAGUUUGUGGCCGAUUUGGGCGGUUCGCUUGGGUUUCUGCUUGGGUUGUCUGUGCUCGGGUUGAUCGGACUGCUGGAAAAGAUCGUCGAAUUGUUGUUCAUUCGUAGGUUGAUUGCUGAGAAGGUAAGUAAACGGAAGCAGGACAAGGAGCAGCAAAAGGCGAACGAUAAAAUGGGUGAUGAGAUAAGUAAGAACUUCAGCAAUGAAUGUUCGGAUACAACACUGGCCGUGGCUGCUGUUAAAAGUUAAAUGGGCAAUCGUACAUCGUUUCUCAACAUUUUUUGAAUAAUUUUAAGGAUAAUGUAUUGUAUAAUGUUAUAAUGAUGACCCCCAAAACAAAAAUAAAAUUUAAAUGU
This is a messenger RNA of Culex quinquefasciatus (southern house mosquito), 1528 nucleotides long. RefSeq lists its product as uncharacterized. NCBI's taxonomy places the organism in Eukaryota, Metazoa, Arthropoda, Insecta, Diptera, Culicidae. Bases 111 to 1421 code for a protein of 436 amino acids. The record is from RefSeq and is a predicted model, not a curated record. The transcript has 6 exons. Gene Ontology annotation, biological process: sodium ion transmembrane transport. Gene Ontology annotation, cellular component: membrane. Gene Ontology annotation, molecular function: ligand-gated sodium channel activity.